Messenger RNA from Hyla sarda, 2431 nucleotides. RefSeq names its product NACHT, LRR and PYD domains-containing protein 1b allele 3-like. The transcript has 10 exons. Gene Ontology annotation, biological process: regulation of apoptotic process. The record is from RefSeq and is a predicted model, not a curated record. The coding region runs from base 1028 to 2275 and encodes 415 amino acids. NCBI's taxonomy places the organism in Eukaryota, Metazoa, Chordata, Amphibia, Anura, Hylidae.
CCUCAGUCGACCUAGGAUGUUAGGGGCCAUUUUUUUUGCUAGCAUAAAUAUUUAUAUAUACUUUAUCAUGAUUUGUAACUCUUCCAUGUUGCUUAUGUGUAUACAUGUGAUAGCCUGGGGGUGUAGGGUAUAUGGGGUGUAGCUGUGCGGUAAUUAAAGGGUAUCUGAUUAACCCUUUCUAUUUGUGACACCAGGGUGAGGGCUCCUCUGCAAUGCUUGUCCUACCGCCACCCUUCCCAAGAGCGAUAGGGAGGUAUGGAAUAAUUGAAUGUCCACAACCGGAGAGUUUGCUGAAAACAGUCAGAACUUUUACUGAAGAUUUUAUGCAAGCUUCAUAACCGGAACAGUCUCUAUACAGGCAAAGUCUCUCAGAGAUUGACAGUGGUUGGGACCUCGUGAGUCUAUUGAGCUUAGGAAGGUAAUUGUUGCGGUGAUCCACUGGAUUUAGGGGUUUAGAUUCGGUCCAGUAAUCACACUAGCUUUAGCGGGGAUUGAGAUCUUAACUCACGGUUUAGUUUAGGCUGAGGCCGGCAGGUCUUAGGCCUAGCUUGUCUUUGACAGUUGCACAGAUCCGUCCUGUUAGUCCGGCAUCCACGAGAGCAGCAACCCAAGAGAACGAUCAUUGGCUACAGCUCCCUUAUAUGGGCAGGGGCUGGACUUAAGCUCACUGGUCCAUACUUCUGUCAAUCAUCUUUACAAAGUGUUAUGGGUAAACAUGUGACCCAAGAACCUCCAAAGGUCCUCCAACAUACCAUAGAGGAAUUAACAUAGUCACAUGACCGAAGGUCCUGCGACGCUGCCAAGUUUUUAAAGGUGUGGGGAUUUACCUUUGUCCAUAUGGAUAUGCACCAAUACAGGAAAUCUGUGCGUAUGUCUGAGGGAAGAGGAGUUUCUUCUGAAACAUCAAACAAGAGGUGUGACAUCUCCUGCCUUGAAGGGAACAGUGUUUUCACCAUGCCAGUACGGCCGGUAUGCCGCUACUAGGAACGCCAAGAGGACAAAGAGUGCACUUAAGUUUGGUCAAGUAAUGAAAGAGACAAACAGAGGAACAGUCAGUAAAAUAUUAUCAAUCAAGAUCAUUGCCGGACAUAAGAUGGCAACAGGUCCCUCUGUAAAGGCCAAAGAGCAACCUGACUUAGAACCAACAUUCAUCAGUGACAAAGAAUAUAGGAUUGAAAAUGAGUUAAUGUUUCAUUGCAAAGAAACUGGGAUAAAGUUUGAGAUGCAACCAGAAACAAUUAUCAAGUAUUCAUUGGAGUACGGGGAAGAAUACAUGAAGCUGAUCGAGGAGAAUGGAUAUGAGUUACUGGGUCCCAUAUUCAAUGUAGAAGUCAUAUCUGGCCGGGUGUCAGAAGUCUACCUACCACAUUAUGUACGUCUAGAAGGUUUUAGUGGAGAAAAAUCUAUGAAAUUUGGUCACAUCAAAGAUGGGAAAGUCAACUUGAAAACCCCAACUAGAAUUGAAGAUUCUUAUGUUGUAUUGGAAAAUCCUUCUUUUUCCCGUGUUGCUGCUGUUGGAAAAUCUAUUGCCUCUUUUUUUAAAAGGGAAAAAUAUCCUUUCAAUGGGCAGUUUCUAAUGUAUGCCCGGGUACUCUGUCCGGAAGAAGAAGAAUUUACAGAGUACAGAAUUCAUCUAUAUCUGAUUCCUACUGAUAGACCUAACGUUCAGGCACUUGAUGACAUGAAGGAAAGUAAAGGGUUCCAGAAGAUUGAAAAACCUUGGCAUACGGACGACAGUGUAAGCCCCCAUAUAAAGUACAUCAUCAGUGGAGAGCCGGAUGCAGAUAUACGGCCAAAGACUUUGCAAUUUCUGAUCCAUGAAAGAAUAGAAAAAAUCCCAUACUCAGAGAUCAACGUUUUGAAAACUGAAAUCUUGAAAAAUAGAAACUCUGUUUUAUUACGUGUGAAGGCAGAAAGGAGUUCAAGGUCUGAACUGGUGUGGGAAGGAGAACUGAGAAGAGCAGAUAUAGAAGAACUGACAAGACAAGGCAUCAAGAAAGGAGAUCGUGGCAAAAAUUUCAUACAUAAACAUAGGUCAGUCCUAAUACAAGAGGUAAAAAAUAUCAUGCCUGUCCUCGAUGACCUCAGGAAGAAGGAGCUUCUAACGAAAGAGCAGAGUAAUAAAAUAAUAAUAAGUCACUCAACACCUCAAGACCAGAUGAGAUCACUUCUUAGUUAUGUGGAAAGUUGGGGCAGUGAAGACCAGAUCACAUUCUAUGAGGCUUUAAAGAGUCACAAUAAACCAACCAUCAAAAAGAUUGAAAAAGGAAACUAAAAUCCCAACAAGCAUCGGAUUCAGCUACUGACCAAUGAUAUGUGGACACCAGAAGAGAAUGAUAUUAUUGAUGCUGUAUACUAAGGAUCAUGGGAUUGAAUUAAAGGGGUUAUCCAGGAAAAAACUUUUUUUUAUAUAUCAACUGGCUCCAGAAAG